Molecule: messenger RNA, 1856 nt
Organism: Microcebus murinus (gray mouse lemur)
Lineage: Eukaryota; Metazoa; Chordata; Mammalia; Primates; Cheirogaleidae
Gene: IL36RN
Product: interleukin 36 receptor antagonist
Biological process (GO): inflammatory response to antigenic stimulus; cellular response to lipopolysaccharide
Molecular function (GO): interleukin-1 receptor binding; cytokine activity
Source: RefSeq, a predicted model, not a curated record
GCUGCAGGCGGGGCGCCCGGGGCCAGGGAGCGUGGAGCGAGCUCCCUUCCUCCCCUUUUGGCCUGGUGGCGCUUCCCUUUCACGUUCGGCUUAUCUCAAAUUUCAUGCUCAGCUCCUCCAGCGCGGGUCAAACUGCACAACCCCAAUCCGUGGCAGGGGAGUCCUGAGCCUCUGGAGGCCGCUGAGGUUCAGACGAGGGAAGUGUCUUGACCCUGGAUCUGAGGGGCAUCUACACACUGUGGAGCUCAAGAUGGUCCUGAGUGGGGCUCUGUGCUUCAGAAUGAAGGACUCUGCAUUGAAGGUGCUUUAUCUGCAUGAUAAUCAGCUUCUAGCUGGAGGGCUGCAUGCAGGGAAGGUCAUUAAAGGUGAGGAGAUCAGCGUUGUCCCCAAUCGAUCGCUGGAUGCCAGGCUAUCCCCAGUCAUCCUGGGCGUCCAGGGAGGGAGCCAGUGCCUGUCGUGUGGGACGGGGCAGAAACCGACCCUGACAAUAGAGCCGGUGAACAUUAUGGAGCUCUACCUCAGUGCCAAGGAAUCCAAGAGCUUCACCUUCUACCGGCGGGACAGGGGGCUCACCUCCAGCUUCGAGUCGGCCACCUACCCGGGCUGGUUCCUCUGCACGGCGCCUGAAGCCGACCAGCCUGUUGGCCUCACCCAGAUUCCUGAGAAUGCUGGCUGGGAUGCUCCCAUCACGGACUUCUACUUCCAGCAGUGUGACUAGGGCUUCGUGCCCCCCAGAAUCCUCAGGCGGAGCCAGGUUGGGCAGGAGGUUGGUGGAGGAGGAGACCCAUGGACAGCCACCACUCUGCUCUCGGCGCCCCUACCUCUGUCUUACUGGGCACUGGCCACUCUCUCUUCUCCUGGUUCCUAGUUUGGGUAAAUUCUGGUAUUUGAGCCUCAGUCCACUGGGUUACCUCCCCCACUGGGUGGUGCUACUGGUUUGGAAACUUGUAAAAACAACAUGAGAUAAACUGGGAGAAACAUAAAGAGAUUUCAAGUGGGUGGGGUGGGGGGUGCGGUGGGAAUUAUUCAUGUCCAAUUAUUCACUAACCCAGUCAGUGGUAACUAACCCAGUUAGUUACCCAGUGGUAACUAACCUAGACCCUACGGGCCAGCCCAGCCCUAGUUGAGCCUCAUAGGGCCACCAGCCCUCAGACAAGGUCCUGUCAUUCACUGCUGUUCAGGAGAGCGAGGUGGUCACAGAAUUAGGGACCCAAGGUCCUCAGCUCAGCCCCCUCCCCAUCCAUCCCUUUAGUUCUGCUGCCAUCACCGUCAUAUGCUACCUUUUCCAUCUCUACCUUCCUCCUCUCCCCGUGGGCAUGAGAGGGUGCUGGUCUCAGAAGAAAUGGCUCCAGCUCAGAAGACAGAAGAUGAGCAGGGCAUGUCAUCCCUUGUUAAAACCCAAGGUGCAAUAAAAAUCCCAGGGGCUGGUCCCUGUUCACAUGAAAAGUUGCUCGUGACAUAUUAAGGGAAAAGAUUAAGUUAUAAAAUAGCAUAUCUUGUAAUUUCAUUUUCAUUUAAAAAAUACCUAUCUCUAUUUUUCUGCAUAGGAUAAAGUCUAGAAGCGUUUACUUCAAUUUUGGCAAUAUCAGGGUGAUGGCAGUAUAGGUGAUUUUUUGCUUUGUUCUUUUUAUUUAUCUGCAUUUCCUAAUUUACCUACAAUGAAGAUGGAUUACUUGUGUAACAAUAAGAAAAGAAAUUAACCUUGGGGUAAGCAGAGCAGACAUGGUUUCUGGUUGUCCCUUGGCCUCCACUUCCCUAGAGUGAAAUGCAAAUUGCUGCUCUGGUUGGUAGCAGCAGGGAUCAAGAAAGAGAUCUCAGCGAAGCCACUGAGAAGAAGGAUGUGAUGGGCUUGUGUG